UAGCUGUGAAAAUUUUGUCGAGUACACAAGCCUGAGCAAGUUUUUGUUAUCCAAAAAGUGCAAGAUUAUUAAAUUAAAAAAGAAUACGCAUUAUAUAUAUUUAUUAUUAAAAUACAUUGUGCUGCAAACGUAAAUUAGCCAAAAUGCAGAUCUUCGUGAAGACCCUGACUGGCAAGACCAUCACCCUCGAGGUUGAGCCCUCGGACACCAUCGAGAAUGUCAAGGCCAAGAUCCAGGACAAGGAGGGCAUUCCCCCAGAUCAGCAGCGUUUGAUCUUCGCCGGCAAGCAGCUGGAGGACGGACGUACUUUGUCCGACUACAACAUCCAGAAGGAGUCCACCUUGCAUUUGGUGCUCCGCCUGCGCGGUGGCAUGCAGAUCUUUGUCAAGACUCUGACUGGCAAGACCAUCACCCUCGAGGUCGAGCCCUCGGACACCAUCGAGAAUGUCAAGGCCAAGAUCCAGGACAAGGAGGGCAUUCCCCCAGAUCAGCAGCGUUUGAUCUUCGCCGGCAAGCAGCUGGAGGACGGACGUACUUUGUCCGAUUACAACAUCCAGAAGGAGUCCACCUUGCAUUUGGUGCUCCGCCUGCGCGGUGGCAUGCAGAUCUUUGUCAAGACUCUGACUGGCAAGACCAUCACCCUCGAGGUCGAGCCCUCGGACACCAUCGAGAAUGUCAAGGCUAAGAUCCAGGACAAGGAGGGCAUUCCCCCAGAUCAGCAGCGUUUGAUCUUCGCCGGCAAGCAGCUGGAGGACGGACGUACUUUGUCCGACUACAACAUCCAGAAGGAGUCCACCUUGCAUUUGGUGCUCCGCCUGCGCGGUGGCAUGCAGAUCUUUGUCAAGACUCUGACUGGCAAGACCAUCACCCUCGAGGUCGAGCCCUCGGACACCAUCGAGAAUGUCAAGGCCAAGAUCCAGGACAAGGAGGGCAUUCCCCCAGAUCAGCAGCGUUUGAUCUUCGCCGGCAAGCAGCUGGAGGACGGACGUACUUUGUCCGACUACAACAUCCAGAAGGAGUCGACCCUCCACUUGGUGCUCCGCCUGCGCGGAGGCAUGCAGAUCUUCGUGAAGACUCUGACUGGCAAGACCAUCACCCUCGAGGUCGAGCCUUCGGACACCAUCGAGAAUGUCAAGGCUAAGAUCCAGGACAAGGAGGGCAUUCCCCCAGAUCAGCAGCGUUUGAUCUUCGCCGGCAAGCAGCUGGAGGACGGACGUACUUUGUCCGACUACAACAUCCAGAAGGAGUCCACCUUGCAUUUGGUGCUCCGCCUGCGCGGUGGCAUGCAGAUCUUUGUCAAGACUCUGACUGGCAAGACCAUCACCCUCGAGGUCGAGCCCUCGGACACCAUCGAGAAUGUCAAGGCUAAGAUCCAGGACAAGGAGGGCAUUCCCCCAGAUCAGCAGCGUUUGAUCUUCGCCGGCAAGCAGCUGGAGGACGGACGUACUUUGUCCGAUUACAACAUCCAGAAGGAGUCCACCUUGCAUUUGGUGCUCCGCCUGCGCGGUGGCAUGCAGAUCUUUGUCAAGACUCUGACUGGCAAGACCAUCACCCUCGAGGUCGAGCCCUCGGACACCAUCGAGAAUGUCAAGGCUAAGAUCCAGGACAAGGAGGGCAUUCCCCCAGAUCAGCAGCGUUUGAUCUUCGCCGGCAAGCAGCUGGAGGACGGACGUACUUUGUCCGAUUACAACAUCCAGAAGGAGUCCACCUUGCAUUUGGUGCUCCGCCUGCGCGGUGGCAUGCAGAUCUUUGUCAAGACUCUGACUGGCAAGACCAUCACCCUCGAGGUCGAGCCCUCGGACACCAUCGAGAAUGUCAAGGCUAAGAUCCAGGACAAGGAGGGCAUUCCCCCAGAUCAGCAGCGUUUGAUCUUCGCCGGCAAGCAGCUGGAGGACGGACGUACUUUGUCCGAUUACAACAUCCAGAAGGAGUCCACCUUGCAUUUGGUGCUCCGCCUGCGCGGUGGCAUGCAGAUCUUCGUGAAGACCCUGACUGGCAAGACCAUCACCCUCGAGGUCGAGCCCUCGGACACCAUCGAGAAUGUCAAGGCUAAGAUCCAGGACAAGGAGGGCAUUCCCCCAGAUCAGCAGCGUUUGAUCUUCGCCGGCAAGCAGCUGGAGGACGGACGUACUUUGUCCGAUUACAACAUCCAGAAGGAGUCCACCUUGCAUUUGGUGCUCCGCCUGCGCGGAGGCAUGCAGAUCUUCGUGAAGACCCUGACUGGCAAGACCAUCACCCUCGAGGUCGAGCCCUCGGACACCAUCGAGAAUGUCAAGGCUAAGAUCCAGGACAAGGAGGGCAUUCCCCCAGAUCAGCAGCGUUUGAUCUUCGCCGGCAAGCAGCUGGAGGACGGACGUACUUUGUCCGAUUACAACAUCCAGAAGGAGUCCACCUUGCAUUUGGUGCUCCGCCUGCGCGGUGGCAUGCAGAUCUUCGUGAAGACCCUGACUGGCAAGACCAUCACCCUCGAGGUCGAGCCCUCGGACACCAUCGAGAAUGUCAAGGCUAAGAUCCAGGACAAGGAGGGCAUUCCCCCAGAUCAGCAGCGUUUGAUCUUCGCCGGCAAGCAGCUGGAGGACGGACGUACUUUGUCCGAUUACAACAUCCAGAAGGAGUCCACCUUGCAUUUGGUGCUCCGCCUGCGCGGUGGCAUGCAGAUCUUCGUGAAGACCCUGACUGGCAAGACCAUCACCCUCGAGGUCGAGCCCUCGGACACCAUCGAGAAUGUCAAGGCUAAGAUCCAGGACAAGGAGGGCAUUCCCCCAGAUCAGCAGCGUUUGAUCUUCGCCGGCAAGCAGCUGGAGGACGGACGUACUUUGUCCGAUUACAACAUCCAGAAGGAGUCCACCUUGCAUUUGGUGCUCCGCCUGCGCGGUGGCAUGCAGAUCUUUGUCAAGACUCUGACUGGCAAGACCAUCACCCUCGAGGUCGAGCCCUCGGACACCAUCGAGAAUGUCAAGGCUAAGAUCCAGGACAAGGAGGGCAUUCCCCCAGAUCAGCAGCGUUUGAUCUUCGCCGGCAAGCAGCUGGAGGACGGACGUACUUUGUCCGAUUACAACAUCCAGAAGGAAUCCACUUUGCACUUGGUAUUGCGUCUUCGUGGCGGCGCUCUAUAAAUUUUCUCAGCUUAACACCAUUAUGAUCUUGUAUUCGUUUAGUUUAUGUUUAUUGGCUUUGAAACUCUAUAAAAUGUAAUCUCUAUUUGUAAUAUCCACCAAUUCAAAAUAUUAAAUUUGCAUGUUCUAGUAA
Messenger RNA from Drosophila pseudoobscura, 3249 nucleotides. RefSeq names its product polyubiquitin-C-like. The coding region runs from base 144 to 3116 and encodes 990 amino acids. NCBI's taxonomy places the organism in Eukaryota, Metazoa, Arthropoda, Insecta, Diptera, Drosophilidae. Gene Ontology annotation, molecular function: RNA binding; protein tag activity; ubiquitin protein ligase binding. The record is from RefSeq and is a predicted model, not a curated record. Gene Ontology annotation, cellular component: nucleus; cytoplasm. The transcript is spliced from 2 exons. Gene Ontology annotation, biological process: protein ubiquitination; modification-dependent protein catabolic process.